CCAAUAAAUUAUUCUAAAUCAAUAAAACCUAGGAUUAUUACUGAUCGUCAGAAGGUGUCACUAAUUCUUCUAUUAACUGUAGACAUGUGAAUGAAAACACACUUCUAGCUGAUUCUCCAGAAUCGAGAUUCCAUUGUAAAUUAGCCUUGUUAUCGGCAAGGCAAUCACCGGAAACUCGGAGCACCUGACUGUCAGCUCGACAGAUUCUUCUUCUUGUGUGAAGGCCUUGGGAGUGGAAAGGCAAAGCCUGCCUAUAUCAUGACAGUUUAAGUCGGGAUCCUCGUGCGACAAGAAAGCUGUCACAGGUGACUGAUGUUCAGAAAGAAUCCUGUGUCUAACAGUGGGGCAAAUAUGUUUGGAGAAUAUGCUCAGAUUGCAACUUUUAUAUCAACGCAGCAAAAUGUCAGUCAACAGGGCAAAAACCCUAGCUCUGAGGGACUGCCAGCAUAUUUGCGACAGCCGUAUCAGCCUCAGCAUCCAUGGGGCCAUGGCAAAGAAAAGAAUGGAUUAACAGAAGACUUCAUCAUGGUAGCAGAGUUUUCAGAGCUGGAGGGGCCAAAACCAUUGAUGACCAUUCCAAAAGAUGGAGGAGAAAAAUUUGACCAGAAUGCUUUCUCUGUGAGGAUAUUAGCAGUGGAUCAUCAAAACUCGUCCGAAGGAUUUACCAUUACAGAGGACGCCCAGGUUGUACUUUCAGAUGCAGAAACUGGAGUGUAUGCUUUUGUCCAUCACCUUGUCUUAUAUGACAAUACAGCCAGAGGAUUUGUAAGGCCCUACUGCAUUGCCUAUGUGACAUCCGAGCAGAGGAAACUGAUGCAUUUCUAUGAAGAGCUGUCAGUUCAGUUUAAAAAGGUCGCAAGGUAUAUGAAGUACGGAAAUAAAAUGCUCUUUGUUGGAGACCUGGAAAGACACUUGAAAGAUCUGGAUCACACUAAAGGCUUCCUUCUAAAUCAAGUUUCUAAAAUGAGGCUUCGUGACUCCGAAGCUCCUGGGAAUGGUCAGGAUGUCCGCAAGAAUGCGGAAAAUGAGCUGUACAAGGGCUUGCAAACUAUAAGACAAUCCAGUAUAGAAAUACGGGAAAUUCUCUCCAUUCUCAAACCUCUGUUGUCUGAUAAGAAACUUGAAGCUCGUUUUCGUUUGUUGGAGGAUCGGGCGUUUCAGUCGUCCAGUCAGUCUGGACAGGACAAAUUGAGCCUGCAGGAAAACUGGUUUAAUGAUCUUUCUUCUCUGGAUGGCUUGGACGUCAGAUGUGGUUCCCUCAAUGAGCCUAGACUAUCCCCUCUGUCCCUGUUCAAGCCACGAGAGUACAAGCCUUUGCUUGUAGAAACGAAGAAGGCGAAAAGGUUUAAUGCUCCACUCAGGGGAAUACACGAACUUUGUUCUUGGGGAGCAAAAGAAGGCCUGAGAAGACUGCGGCAUAUACAUGAGUAUUUCAAAAGAAGCUACCUCGUCCUUGAACUUGAGAAAAAUGAGUCAAAACUCUUCCGGCCAGGAUAUUGCAGCAUCUCCCAUGGCCAGUGCAUCACAGGGAAUUUCCUCGCUGGAGUUCACAUGAAACGUUUCCAGGGAAAUAUGGAUGGUCCAGAGCAAGAGUGGUGGGCCAUGUUCAACUCUCAUCACUGGGGUUCGCAGGGUUCGUUGGACUCCCUGGAAAGUUUCAAGUCUGCAGACUCUUUCUCAUCUUAUGUGGGGUCCAGGAAUAUUUCUCCCUCAUCCUACCAAACUUAUGAUAGUCAAAGUGUGAAUGUGUUUGAGUCGGCACCCUCAUCCCCAGACAGAGGGGGAAUUUACUUACUUAAUGACCAAGAGUAUUACCCGGGCAUGGAUAUUCCCUAUGAUACUGUUCAGAAUCUAAAAGGAACAGAAAAGAUGGGUGACUCACCUGUCAGUUUAUACCUGGAGAAUUCCAGGCCGGUCAGUCAGUGCAUUGAAAAUAUAGGAUGUCCAAAGAGAAGUGCUUAUGUCAGUCAGUCUCCCGAAAAAAAGGGGACAGGCUACAAUGUGCCAAAAGCAGUUGGAGAACAGUCGGAAAUGCAGGGACAAUCUGUCUCAUCGUCAAAUCUUUCUUUCAGCAGUCUAACAUCUCCAGCCGAAAAACUGUCCUCUGAGAAAUGUAAUGCAUGCAGUGGUGAAGAGUUUAAAAGUGCCUCUGUUGAGGAGGAUACUCUCAGGAUUCGUGAAAAUAUGCAAGGAAAUGUUGCAGAUGUGUCUGAGUUUUCAUCAUCGAAUGCUGACAGGGUAAAUAAUGUUGUCGACAGAACAACUCAGCGGAAUCUUGACGGCAAGCUUGAAUCUGAGAAAAGAAUUAACAGCGAAGCAUGUGUAAAUCAUUUAGAUUCUUGCAAGUCAAGCAUGGUGGAAGACGGAACCAAAAGUCUUUCAGAAAACUCUGCUCCUUUGUCGAAUGUUGUACAUUCCAAGAUUCAGGGCAGUGACACUGACACCCACUCUGGCACACCAUCCGGAUCUGAGCCUGAGCAUCACCAAAAAAGGGUUGGGAGCAAAUUAUCAGAACUAUUGUCCAGUAUAGAUGAGUUGAGGGAGUCCUUUGGCGUUGCUCAUUCCCAAUCAGAAACGGAUGUUGACCCUAGAGAUGGCAAAGAGCCUUCAUCGGAUGUCACUGGGGAGGUUCCUCAGCAGGAACCAAAUGUCGGUAACAGUAAUGUACAAUCUUCACCAAUGACACUGUCGCCAAAGUCCUCUUCCAACUCUCUGCCUCCAUACAAACUUCAGAUGACUCAGUCUGGGUCUAGUGGACGUCUGAGGCUGAGAGAUUCAAAUUACCCUCCUUCAUCUAGCAUUGGGGACGAAGACGGAUCACGUAGGGUGAGGUCUGAAUCAGACGCCUCCUCUGCUUUCACCGAACUUUCUGUGCGGGAUUUAUUUCCACAUCUUGUCGGCUCGGCAAACAGCUCAAAGGAUUUACUGGGUUCUGGUUCGUGUGAUGCUUGCGAACCACAGGAUUUUAAUGAUGAUUUUGUUGAUCUUACUACAGCCGCAACUACAGGAACCUGGAAGCCAAGGAAUGGACUGUACAGUGUAGGAGACUGGCUGAAUAACUUGGGGCCUGGCCGACCAGGACAUUGUAUCCUGGAAGUGCUAGCCUCGUACGGUCACCUUCAGCACGUUGUCUUCAGUCUUCUUAGCGGCAGACCAGUGCUAGUGGCUGGCUCAGGCCGCUUUGAGGCAGAGGUGGUCAAGAUGAUCAACGCCUUAGCCAUAUUUGUGCCCGUUGCACGCAGGAGGCGACAUUCUGUGUUAGAAUGGACUUCCAAACCCCUUAGAAUUGGAGAUUUGACCAAACUUCGGCUUGUUGGUAUAUGCAGGCCUGAGAGGAAAACUUUAGAUUCUUUUGUCACAAGUGCCAUCAAGAGAGCUUGCACCAUCAUCGAUGUGGAGAGGAAAGUCAUUAUUGCACCUCCAUACCAGGGUCAUCUAAUUACGCAGUUGAUGUCAAAACGAAAGGUUUUAAAAACGGAUGUUCAGUUUCUGGCUUAUCUUGAGUGGUGGCUCAUGGACAUAUUUGCCAAAGUGUUCAUAUUCUUUCAUUCCUUUUGUCUUGGAUCAGCAGGAAGUAUACUUUACUCCCACAACCCGAGAGACCAGCGUGACGCCUACGGCCAGACUGUCAGUGGCAUCAUGACCAGGUUGGAGGUCAAAGACUCGGACUGUGAGAUUGUGGAGUACUUGACUGAGGUGGCUAAAAUUUCUAGAUUGGAGCCUCAUGUAUGGCAUGGAUCAGAUCCAGGUGAGAGAAUAAACUUCUCCUUUUUUUUUUCUUUCUUACUCUUGUUUCUUCUUUUUCUUUCUUUUUUUCUUCCUUUACUUUUUCUUCUUUUUUCUCACUUUACUUUUUCUUCUUUUUUUCUUUAUCUUCUUUUUCUUCGGAUUUCCCCUCCAUUUAUUGGUUGAUCGACUCUAAAUGGAACUUACCCCUUCCCCUUUCAGUCUGCUUGUCUUUAUAAGUAAUGCUGAUCAGAUUUUUUUCAUACACUUUUUAAUUCUGCCUUGGCGGACCUCGUCUUCUUCGCCUUUCAUCUUCCAAAAUGGGUCUUUCAUGAAGUUUGCUCACAAAACCUCAGAUUUUCCAUCUUGAGCUUUCCAGCCUCGUCUGAGACCGAGAAGGCUUAAGUUCUCAAUCCGUGCUUCCUUAAGGUGUGAAGUGUAAGAGAAAAAAAAGGGCAGAAUAUAUGAAUAAAGCUUAUUUUGAAGAAUUUUUGAUCCCUGAGGCAACAGCAAAUGAAACCAUAUGUGGAGGGUACUUUGUAAAUGGAGGCAAAAACUUGGCUUACUGUUUUGUGCUCUUUGUUUUCAUUCUGAAGGAAAAUGUGACUGCUGAGUUGAAACGGUUAGGAUCUUCACAGGUACACACAAGUCAUGAAUUAAAUUUCCUUUUUGGGAAGUUAUUUUAUCGAGUAUCUUGCUGUAUCCCACUCAGCUCGGGUUGAUGCGGACUGAGAGGUUGCAGCAGCCUGCCUUCUAAGUUAUCUGAAUUGCGUUGAUGGAGAGGGGAGGUGCUUAAAAUUGAUAAGACAUUGAUUGUAAAUCAGAGAAAAUAUGUGUGUGUGCCUAGAGAAAGGUACCAAAAGUCGCCAGAGACCAUUUUGAGGUACAGGCUGAAAAAGACAAAAAAAUCACUUUUUUUUACCAAAAUGUAUUUCCAUUUAAAAAAUGAUAGUUCCACC
Aplysia californica (California sea hare) is the source of this 4685-nucleotide messenger RNA. RefSeq names its product guanine nucleotide exchange protein SMCR8. The record is from RefSeq and is a predicted model, not a curated record. Gene Ontology annotation, cellular component: guanyl-nucleotide exchange factor complex. Gene Ontology annotation, molecular function: GTPase activator activity. Bases 313 to 3912 code for a protein of 1199 amino acids. NCBI's taxonomy places the organism in Eukaryota, Metazoa, Mollusca, Gastropoda, Aplysiida, Aplysiidae. The transcript is spliced from 25 exons.